Molecule: messenger RNA, 2667 nt
Organism: Paramormyrops kingsleyae
Lineage: Eukaryota; Metazoa; Chordata; Actinopteri; Osteoglossiformes; Mormyridae
Source: RefSeq, a predicted model, not a curated record
AAAAAGCACGUUUAAGAGGAGGAGGGGGGUACUUUGCUGGGUUAAAAAAACGCAGUCCCACAUCAUACCUCAGGGAGUGCGAAAAGCAGGGAGAAGCUGUCAGUACCCAACCUGAUCUUAGUUCAGUUUGUGCUCAGCCCUGGAAGGUGGUGGACCAGACCUUCGACUUUCCUUGCCGACUGAAUCCAUCGCAUCAGCAAGUCAGGACACACCAUGGGAGGCAAGAUAAGUAAGAAAAAGAAGGGGUAUGAUGUCAACGACACAAAAGAGAAGCAGGAUGGGGACGCCCACAACGUUGAGACCAAGUCUGCAACCCUACUAUCAGAGCAGAUAGAUGGCACAGUCGAGGCUGACAAGCAAGCCACCGUGGACGAUUCUGCUGAGUCCACAGUGGAGGCUUCUACGGUGUCUCAAGAGGUUGUGCCAUCCCAGGCUCCAGCAACGGAAGGCACCCAAGUAGAAACGGAUGCAGCUCAAGAGAAAACAGCGGCAGUGACGAAGGAAGCAACUCCAUCAGUUCCUGUCGAGACACAAAAGCCAGAAGAACCAUCCAGUGGGUCAGAGCCGCAAGUAAGCUUGGAAGCCCCUGCAUUGAAAAAGGCAGAUGAACCAAAAGUAACAGAGGAGGUGGUCACCCUUUCUCCACAAGCCCCUGAAACUCAAGUCAUUCAGGAGAAUCCUGCUCCCAUCAUAUCGCCUCCUCCUGCUGAUGUUGUGGUUGAGCCGGUUUCUAAGGAAUUGGACACAAAGCCUCCAGUGACUACACCUGAGACAAGUGCUCAAGUCAAAGAAGCUACUGCAGAAACGACAGUGAUACACGAACCCAUCAAACAAACAGAAGCAGAUAUUCCAGCAGAACAAUGUACUGCUGUGACAAACGAAGAGGCCGCAGGAACCAAGCCCACCAUAGAGUCAGAGACAGUCCCACCAGGGACAGUCAUGCCAUCAGAACCAGAUACCGUUGAGAGGGAAGUGAGUACAACACAGAAAUCCACCAGCGACUCAGAGACUGUUACUCCAUUAGAACAAGUUUCUGUUGUGGAAGUCAGUACAGUACAGAAGUCCACCACUGAGAUAGAGACUACUACUCCAUCAGAAAACGCUGCAGGAAAAACUGUGGAUGUGACCACAGUACAGAAAUGCACUGUGAUUCCAUUUGAACAAGCUUCUGUUGAAACUGUGGGUCUUACCACAGUGCAGAAACCAACUGCAGAGACCAUUAUUCCAUCAGACGCUCUCGAGACUCGAGAAGAAUCUGUUAUUUGCGAGACUACAGAAUCUCAUGCAAACACAGUGGAAGAACAUGCUACGCAUACUGAAAUCUUGGAACCAACACAGGUUCCUCCACCUCUGCCAGAGGAGCUCCCUGAAGUCACAACAACAGAUGAGGAUAAAACAGCUGAAUCCACUGAAACAAAACUAGAGGCGGAGGUCAAAGACAAAUCUGACGACGGUUUUGUGGGUUCAGAGCCUGAAAAUGUUGACAUAGGUGUAAGUUCACAAGUAGAUGUGCCAAGCAUUGCUCUAAAUUCAGAAAAUGCAGAGGCUGCAGUGACAGAGGUUGUUCCAGAGAUAGUUAUUUCUGAGUCAGUUUCUACCAAUGAAUUCCCAAGUGAUGAAGUGAAAGAAAGUGUGGCUGAGAAAGAGGUCAUGGAAAGUGCAGCAGAGGGACAUGACCAAGAACCUGUUGUCCCGGCUGUGGUGCCAGAGGUGAACGCUCAAGUGGAAGCACCUGAAGAUGUGCCAACAAGUGACAGUGGUACAGCUCUGGUUGAGGAGUUAAAGGUGGAGAAUGGAGAGCAUGAGGGUCUCACACCUGAGCUGAAUGGGGAGACUAAAGCUGCCAAAUCAGUUGUUGAGACGUCACAAAACGAGGAACGUGUCAAUGGAAUCAGCUCCCCUGAUGGAUCCCCCAAAGAGGACCAUGUAAAAGACAUCUGUGACCUGAAGAAGGACUUGACUGCUGACACUGAGGUCCCCACAGUCAUCGGAGACAUGGCUUCAGCCAUAAACGCGACAACGAAUGAGGUUGACUUAGUCUGAAGAACUGACACAAGCAUAAAUGUUGAUGACAUGCAUAUUUAAAGGUGGCACUAGCUGCUUAAUGGAUCAUGGAAAUGCUUGCAAUAGCUGAACUAAAGAAUUUUUGGCCCACAAAAAAUGAAACAGAAAUGCUCCAGAGUCUGCAGUUUAUGGAUAAUAAGCAGAAUGACUGACAAACAAAACAGGACAGCAGAAAAUAACAUUACAUAAUUUGGACAGUAGCCCUUUAAAUAACUAAACGACUAACAAAUGUAUUUGUGCUGCAUCUAGACUUUCACAUAUUCUUACUUUAACUGUUAAAAUGACAUGCUGUGGAACGACCGGUAAUGGAAUGCUCAUUUUAAUUAAAUCACUUGGUCUCUAAGAAUAAAAAAUUUUUACCUUAAAAAUGUGCAUUCAGUGACUAGCACAAUUCACUGUAUAACACAUUUUAUAAGCAGAUAUUGGAAGCUGGCAUAUAUACCCUUAAGGCAGAAUUACAGUGACUAACCCUACACAACUGACUGCGUCUCAACAACACUGAAAUAAAAACCUACCAUUUACAUACUUCAUACAAUCCUUUUAUCAAAACAUGAUUUAGUGCUAUCCUCAAUGAUUUUUCAUAAGAAUAAAUGGCUGAACUUA